Molecule: messenger RNA, 5272 nt
Organism: Sycon ciliatum
Lineage: Eukaryota; Metazoa; Porifera; Calcarea; Leucosolenida; Sycettidae
Product: DNA (cytosine-5)-methyltransferase 1-like
Exons: 43
Coding region: 159-4745 (1528 amino acids)
Biological process (GO): negative regulation of gene expression via chromosomal CpG island methylation
Cellular component (GO): nucleus
Molecular function (GO): chromatin binding; DNA (cytosine-5-)-methyltransferase activity; DNA binding
Source: RefSeq, a predicted model, not a curated record
GCUCUUUUCGUUUGCAGUUUGAGUUUGAGCUCUUGCUUGCUUCGAUUCUCGUAGCCUUUCAUUUUGAAGAUACUCUGUGAGAGCACUUUCGGAUAUAGUAUCAAACCUGCCUCGGUGCAGUUGUGCGUGUUCAGUAUCUUCGCCACUCGCCGGGAACAAUGUUGAAAGGGCAAACGCGUUCUGCCCCGUCUGGGAGUGCGGAGUGUACAGCAGCCCAGUUGAAGGCUGCUGAAGCUGACUUUAAAGAUGGAUGCUUGACGGAGAAGGGUUUCGUGAAGAAGAAGUGGAACUUGCUUGAGUCUCACCUUGGGCCUGCCCAGAAGAAACGAUUGUCCCAGCUUCAAUCUGAUUUUGACGGUGGUGACCUUGGAGAGAGCUCCUUCUUGACCACUGCGAAGGAAGUACUAGGCCAGGCUGAAGAAACAGUGUUUGGUGGUGCCACGUCUUCCAAAGCAGCCGAAGCAGAAACAGAGGAAGCUCCUGCUAAACUCUUGCCAACAAAACGAACUUCAGAUGCCAGUAGCCCUGAAGCCAGUCCAGCUGCAAAACGCACGCGUGUUCGUUCGCGCGGGCGCGCCAAGUCUUCCACGUCCACCCCAACUCGUCAGAGCAGUCGGCGGCGACGUGUGGUCGACAACAGCCAGUCUGGAAGCAGCUCACAAGAUGACAGCACUGUACCAGAAGCAGAUGACUCUGUCCCACCAGCUGCCGAGGUGAAAGAGGCGCUAUCUCCCAUUGAAGAAAAGAUGGACACCUCGGAUAGUCCGGUUGUGGUUGAGAAGGAUAGCAAGCCUCAGGUUGUAGACAGUGAAGUCACGCAGGCUGAUACUGAGAAGCCUGAUGCCGACACUUUAAAACCGGAGGCAGCGGAUGAUUCAGAUACUCGCUCCCAAGCCAGCCAGGAUGAGGGUCCUGCUAGAUGUCCAGACUGCCAUCAGCUCCUGGACAGCCCAACGCUGAAGACGUAUGGUGGCGAUCCAGACAAUGCAGUGGACGAAUUUGUUGCCCUGGCAGAUCCGCAGCUGUGUGUGUUUGAAGACGAUGGCGGUCAAGAAGACAUCAAUGAAACGCCAAGUCACAGGCUGACAGAUUUCACUGUCUAUGACAAGCAGGGCCAUGUCUGUCCAUUUGACGGUGGUCUGAUUGAGCGCAAUGUUGAGCUGUUUUUCAGCGGUGUGGUGAAGCCCAUCUAUGAUGACACCACCGAUGUGUCCGUUGGCGUUCUGACAGCUCGCCUUGGGCCCAUUGACGUGUGGUGGACAGCUGGGUUUGACGGUGGUGAUUCCGCGCUCAUUGGCUUCUCAACAGCAUAUGCUGACUAUUACCUGACGGCUCCUUCAAAGGAGUACGAACACAUCAUGUCCCUGAUGGUGGAGAAAAUCUACAUGAGCAAGCUGGUCAUUGAGUUCCUGGAGGAGAACCCACAUGAAUCGUACGAGGAUCUUGUUGAUAUGAUCCAGUUUUCAACUCCUCCCAAGGGUUGCAACAAGUUCAGUGAAGACACUCUUCUCCGUCAUGCCCAGUUUGUCGUGGAGCAAGUGGAAAACUACGACACACCCGACGACGCUCAGGACAGCUACUUCGUCCUCUCGCCGUGCAUCCGCGCUCUCAUUCGUCUGGCUGGUGUUACUCUUGGUGGCAAAAGACGCGGUAUUCGUCGUCCACGUGCACCCCGUGCUCCCAGGCCCAAGAAGGAGAAGAAGAUUGCCAGUGCUUCGAUGGCUGUGACCACCCCAUUAGUCCGGAACAUUUUCGACGUAUUUUUCCAAGAUCAGAUCGACGGAAAGGUUGCUACCAGUGGUCGCCGUGAGCGCUGUAAUGUCUGUGAGGCAUGCCGUCAGUCUGACUGUGGCAAGUGUCCGCCUUGCCGGACUAUGACUAAGUUUGGUGGUGACGGCAAAUCGAAGCAGUGCUGUGUACAGCGACGAUGUCCGUACAUGGAGCUGAAAGCAGCAGAUGAAGACGAGGAUCUGGCAGAGCGUAAAGAGCAGGAUGGAGAGGACGUUUCUGACAAGGCUAAAUCCAAGCAGAAGCGCCCUGCCAAGCAGGCCAGGAGUGACCAGUCCGUUAUCAAGACGAAAGUCCAAUGGGUUGGUGAGCCAGCUAUCACGAAAGGAAAGAAGAAGUACUACAAGAAAGUUCUCAUCAAUGACGAAGAGAUCUGUGUCGGUGACUGUGUUGCCCUGUGUCCCGAGAACCCGACUGACCCUCACUACAUUGCCCUGGUGGCGUACAUGUGGGACAAUGAAGGCAGCAAGACGUUCCAUGCCGUGUGGCUUUCGCGUGGCUCGGAGAGCAUCCUUGGCGAGGCAGCAGAUCCCGGUGAGGUGUUCCUUGUAGAUCAGUGUGAUGACAAUCCACUGGGCUCAAUCCUGUUCAAGUGUGCUCUGGAACACCGGGCUCCGUCAGCUAACUGGCGCAUGGAGGGUGGCGAGGAAGAGGCUGCCGCUACUUCUGGUUAUGGUGAUAAGAAGUUCUUCUAUCAGAAGUGGUAUGACCUGGAAGCCGCUCGCUUUGAAGAUCCUCCCGCUGACAUGCUGGCCUUGCUGUCGAAGAGCAAUGCACGGCCAGAGUGUGUGGCAUGUACACGUCAAGCUGCGGAAGAGCAGCGCAAUGAGCCCACUCCUGGGAGUGAGAUCAAGUCGGAAGGAUCAACAUCAUUCUACUCCUCGUUUGCCUUCGAGGGAGACACGUACUCGGUCGGAUCUGGUGCAUACUUCUUGCCGACUGCUUUCUCGUUCAAGUACAAGGCCCCUGUCAAGAAGCCAGCCUUGCCCGUGAAGAAGGAAUCAGUCGACGAGGAGUUGUACCCCGAGUACUAUCGCAAGACCUGGGGGCACAUCAAGGGCAGCAACCUGGAGUCGCCGGAGCCAUUCAGGAUUGCUCGCAUCUUGCAGAUCUUCUCUCAGCCGGAUGUGGAUACAUUGCAAGUGCGAGUGCAGAAGUUCUACAGGCCGGAGAAUGCCAAGCUCUCUGAUGCUGAGCGCUUUGCUGCCGACUGGAACAUCCUAUACAGCAGUGUGGAAGAGUGUGUCGUGUCGGCAGCUGAUAUCCAAGGCUCUUGCAGUAUCUUGCAUUCUCAGACACUGACCGUACCGCUCUCUGACUACUCGGCCCGCUCCACCGAUAACUUCUACUUUGAAAAGGAAUUUGAUGGUACAACAAAGGAAAUAGCCGAUGCGCCCAAGGCACUCCCGGAGUCAGCUGACAAGACGUCUGAGAAGUCUGGCAAGGGAACAAAGGGACGCAAGAGUCGCACGUCCAGCAGCGGUGCAGACUUUGCAGCUGCCCUGUUAGCAGAGAGCGAACCAACUCCCUUCGAACCACUGCGCAGUUUGGACGUGUUUGCUGGUUGUGGAGGUCUGUCUGAAGGUUUCCACCAGUCCGGUAUUGCCAAAACAGUCUGGGCCAUUGAGAAGGAUGAGGCUGCUGCUGAGGCGUUCAAGCUGAAUAACAAGAAGUCAAUCGUCUUCACUGAUGACUGCAAUGAGCUACUUCGCCUUGUGAUGAGUGGCAGAACCGAAAACAAGUCUGGCCAGCCAUUGCCGCAGAAGGGUGAAGUUGACUUGCUUUGCGGCGGGCCACCAUGCCAGGGCUUCAGUGGCAUGAAUCGCUUCAACUCGCGCGAGUACUCACAGUUCAAGAAUUCCCUGGUCUCCUCAUACCUGAGCUACUGUGACUACUAUCGACCACGUUUCUUUGUGUUGGAGAAUGUACGCAACUUCGUGUCCUACAAACAGAACAUGGUGCUGAAGCUGACACUGCGCUGCCUCCUCAGAAUGGGAUAUCAGUGUACGUUUGGAAUCCUCCAGGCUGGCUCCUAUGGAGUCCCACAAACUCGCCGCAGAGCUAUCAUCAUGGCAGCAGCUCCUGGCGAGAAGCUUCCUCGUUACCCAGAGCCCACACACGUGUUCAGUCCCCGUGCAUGUCAGCUCAGUGUGAUGGUGGAUGAUAAGAAGUACUGUUCCAACAUCAGCCGUGCUGAGUCUGCACCGUACCACACUGUAACGGUACGCGAUGCCAUCUCCGACCUGCCAGCUGUUACCAGCGGUGCAAGCAAGCAACAGAUAACCUACAGUGCUGAGUCCAAGUCUCCAUUCCAGCGAGUGAUGAGAGGAGACAAAACCGAAGGCUCUGUCGGCGAUCACAUUUGCAAGGACAUGUCCGCACUAGUUGUUGCACGUAUGGAACUGAUUCCGACCACGCCAGGUGCUGAUUGGAGAGACUUGCCAAACAAGGUCAUCAAGCUCAAUGGCGAGAACAUUCCCAAGCUGCGCUACACGCAUCCAGAUCGGAAGAAUGGUCGCAGCUCGACCGGCGCCGUACGUGGUGUCUGCUCGUGUGCUAACGGCAAGGCCUGUGACCCAGCUGACCGCCAGUUCAACACGCUGGUGCCCUGGUGCCUGCCACACACUGGCAACCGGCACAAUCACUGGGCUGGCCUCUAUGGCCGCUUGGAGUGGGAUGGCUUCUUCAGUACUACUAUCACCAACCCUGAACCGAUGGGCAAACAGGGUCGUGUCCUGCAUCCAGAGCAGAACAGAGUGGUGACGGUGAGGGAGUGCGCUCGAUCGCAAGGCUUCCCGGAUUGGUUCCGAUUCUACGGCAACAUCCUCGACAGACAUCGCCAGGUUGGCAAUGCUGUACCACCUCCCAUGGCAGCGGCCAUCGGCAGGGAAAUCCUGCGUUCUGUACGCCAAUACUCGGCCGCCGCCGCUCAGCCUGUGUCACCACAGAAGAAGUGAUUGUGACGUUGCACCACAUUUUGACUGCUUUGGUUUGCCGGGUGCAAAUCGUACGGCCGUUCUGAUCUCAUUUCAAGUCUAUGCUACUACUAAGUCUUAUUUAUAAUGAGGAACUGAUGACACAGCCCUAGUCAUUACAUUCUAGAUACUACACAACAAUCAUGCUCACUCUUCACUGAAUACUGACGACGGAAAUAGUUGUCCAAAACCAGAGCUUCGUUCUGGCUGCACUUUGUCUUCCUUCCCCCUCAUGCCUCAGAUUAUUCCCAGAACUAGCUGAUUUAUCAUCAUGCAACUUCUCCGUGACCUUUGUCGAUGUACCUACCCCCUCCCUCUCUGGAUUUUUUUGUCAUGUAACUCUUAGUACAUCACUAAGGCCAAGGUGGAACUUGCAAAAAACACAUCCUUUUCUAUGUCAUUUUUUAAAUUUCAAAAGUUUUUUUUUAAAGUUUGUAUGCUGACAUUUGUUGCAAUGCAAAAAAAUAAAACAAGCAUAAUGUCACAUUCUCAAUAUAGCAAACGUUUUA